AAUUGCUCUUCCCCAAGUCCCAUCGCAUUGAGUCGCAUCCCUCCCGGGUUUCCUCUUCGAUGGCGUUUGCCUUAUUCGCACAUCCAGGCUUUCCGUAGUUACCCUACGCUUCUAUCUACACGAAUACUUCAUCUAUUUCUUUGUCCGGUUCACGAUCUAGGGACCCCAAGAUGGCCGUCACGUCGAUAUUUACAGAGCAGCAGAUGCUGACCGAGGAGAAGAAGGCCAGAGCUGAGAACACCAGAGCUGAAGCCAAGCGGCUUGCUGCCCGUAGGAAGCGCAAGAAGGUUCAGCUGUCGCCCCAGGAGCGUGCCCAGAAAGCCAAGGAGCUCGACGAACUACUACGAAAGAGCAAGAUUUUCAGUGAGAUCCUCACCAAGAAGACGAAGGCUCUCGGCCGCGUGGGGCGCGACUUCGACAAUCAGGCAUUGACGGACGUCGGCUUGGAACUGAAGAAACAACCGAAGAUCAUGAGUGGCGGCACCAUGCGCGACUACCAGCUGGAGGGCCUCACUUGGAUGUACGAGAUAUGCCUGCAGGGCUUGAGUGGGAUCUUGGCCGACGAGAUGGGCCUUGGCAAAACCAUUCAAGUCAUAUCGCUUGUGGCAUUGCUCCGAGAACAGGAGCAAUAUUACGGCCCUCAUCUCGUCAUCGCCCCCUUGAGUACGCUAUCGAAUUGGCAGGACGAGUUUCAUAAGUGGACACCAUCCAUACCUUUCGUGCUAUACCACGGAAAUCCCCAGGAGCGGCAGAACAUUUUUCGUGAUAAGAUCAUGAAAAACUACCAGAAAGGCAAACUUACCAACCGAUUUCCUGUCGUCUGCACAAGCUACGAAAUGGUUCUCAGAGAUCGCGCGAGUCUCUCAAAGAUAGAUUGGGCUUUCAUCGUUGUCGAUGAGGGUCAUCGUAUGAAGAAUGCCGACGCGAAGCUUUUUAGAGAACUGCAGCAAUUCAAGUCGGCGACCCGUCUCCUGAUUACGGGAACGCCUCUCCAGAACAACCUCAAGGAGUUGUGGUCUCUCCUCCAUUUCUUGAUGCCAGAAACCUUCCUCGACUGGGAAGCCUUCGAGGUCUGGUUUGAUUUUAGCGACUUACAAGACGAAGAGGCAAUGUCUCAGUUCAUCGAGGACAAGCAAAACCAAGAUCUAGUAUCUAAGAUUCACAAGGUCCUGCAGCCGCUGCUGCUUCGUAGAAUCAAGGCUGACGUCGCAAAUUACUUGCCGAGUAAGCGAGAAUAUGUGCUGUACGCACCCAUGACCAAGGAGCAGACGGACCUUUACAACGUCAUCAACGACAGGAAGACGGACACCAGAUCGUACCUCGAAGGCAAGGUCUUCGAGAGGUUGACAGAGGCCAACAACAGCCUGAACAGCUCCCCGCUGUCGAGCCGCCAGUCCUCGCGAGCGAGUAGUGCUCGUCCGAGCCAAGCGCCAUCUCCUCCGACCAAGAACGCGUUUUCGAUGAUGAUGGGCAAAAACGGAAACCCAACACCGAAACCAUCGACGAAAGACAGUUUCUCUACUCCUAAAACAAAGGGAAUUGUCAAGCGGCGAGCGCCGCCUACCAGCGAAGUCUCAACGCCCAAGAGCAGCAGAUCGAGUCGUCAGUCGACUCCGGCCAGCAGCGUCCGCAGUCGCUUGCGCAAGAGUCGUCCUUCGUACAAGGUCGCGGACGACUCGGAUGACGAUGCGCUAGAUGACGACGCAUUCGAAGCCAAAAUCGCGGCCGAGCUUGCGGCCAAGGACGACGAUGACGAGAACUCGGAAGACUCCCGAGACGAAGAGGAGAUUGAGCGAGCCGCCACGCUCGAGUUAGCUAAACUUCAGAUCGCGGAUAAGAAAUUAGGCAACCCAUUGAUGCAGCUAAGACUGGUCUGCAACAGCCCUCACAACUUCUACAGCCCGUGGGCAUUCAACACCGAUAUCGCUGUCGACGAGACGAUUGUGACCUCGUCCGGAAAGAUGCUGCUCCUGGACCGAUUGCUUCCGGAGCUCUUCAAACGCGGCCAUAAGAUCCUGAUAUUCUCCCAGUUCAAGACGCAAUUGGACCUAUUGCAAGACUAUUGCGCGAGCCUAAGGCAGUGGAAUGUCUGUCGUAUCGACGGAAGCGUUUCUCAGGAAGACAGGCGCCAGCAGAUCAAAGAGUUCAACGAAAACCCCGACUACAAAAUCUUCCUGCUAUCGACCCGGGCGGGCGGCCAGGGCAUCAAUCUGGCCAGUGCGGAUACGGUGAUCUUAUUUGACAGCGAUUGGAACCCGCAACAAGACCUUCAAGCGCAAGAUCGAUGUCAUCGAAUCGGCCAGACACGUCCGGUGAUCAUCUACCGACUGGCUACCAAAGGCACGGUCGAAGAGGAGCUGCUGCUGAGCGCGGACGCGAAGCGCAGGCUGGAGAAACUUGUCAUCAAAAAGGGUGGUUUCAAGACUAUGGGUCAGAAAAUCGACGCCAACGAGGUGCUGGACAAGGAGAUCUUGCAGUCGAUCCUGUUGAAGGAUGGCGAGGUGUAUCUGCACUCGGGAGGAGACAGAAUCCUGAGCGACGAAGACAUAGAGGUUAUAUGCGACAGGAGCGAUGAGGCGUUCGAGCGUGCGGCCAGAGGUGCGGGCAAUGCAGCCGGCUUCCAAGUAGUAGAGACGGCAGUGGACGGCAUCACUCAGAUGACCGGUGGUAGCUAGCGGCAACGAGCCUUUUGCCGCUGCAUAUGCGAGCAGUCUCUGGCGUCUCGGACUGAUAGGCGGUACCGGGGUUGAUGUAGGCGCUUGGAGUGCCUAGUUAUACGGGGCUAUUUCGCGGCAUAUAUGGAAGGCCUAUGAGAAUUUGCCCGCAUGAUUCGGCGCCGAUGCAGUGCCGGCGGGAUG
Messenger RNA from Durotheca rogersii, 2858 nucleotides. Its product is annotated as SNF2 family N-terminal domain-containing protein. Gene Ontology annotation, molecular function: ATP-dependent chromatin remodeler activity; ATP binding; DNA binding. The coding region runs from base 171 to 2675 and encodes 834 amino acids. Gene Ontology annotation, cellular component: nucleus. The record is from RefSeq and is a predicted model, not a curated record. Lineage: Eukaryota; Fungi; Ascomycota; Sordariomycetes; Xylariales; Xylariaceae. The transcript is spliced from 6 exons.